This is a messenger RNA of Beta vulgaris subsp. vulgaris (sugar beet), 1902 nucleotides long. RefSeq lists its product as uncharacterized. The record is from RefSeq and is a predicted model, not a curated record. The transcript has 4 exons. NCBI's taxonomy places the organism in Eukaryota, Viridiplantae, Streptophyta, Magnoliopsida, Caryophyllales, Amaranthaceae. Bases 1 to 1902 code for a protein of 633 amino acids.
AUGGGAUUGGAUGAAAGAGUUGGUCUCCCUGUGAGAAGUAGAGAAGUAAGAGAUAUGAGAAGCUGCAUGGAGCAGUGUAGCCUUAGGGAUAUUAAGGUGAAUGGUAACUUUUUCACCUGGACAAAUAAACAGGAGGGAGAAGCCAGAGUAUUUUGCAAGUUAGAUAGGGCCCUUGGCAAUGUAGAAUGGGAAAAUAAAUGGGAAAUGAUUGAAGCUUAUACUUUUCCAGAGGGUGAGUAUGACCACUGCCCUGUGAUAUUGAAAGUGGUGUCAGCUACUCACAAAAAGAAGCCAUUUAGGUUCUUCAACAUGUGGUGUAAUUCACCAAGGUUUCUGCCUAUAGUUCAAGAAGGAUGGCAAAUACAGAUCCAAGGCACAAAGAUGUUCCACGUUGUCAUGAAGCUGAAAAAUUUGAAGGGAGCUUUGAAGGGGCUCAACAAGACUGAGUAUGGUGAUAUUUCAGUCCACCAUAGUAGAUCACAACAACAAAUGAUGGAAGCUCAAGCUCAAUUGCAUCAAGACCCAACAAAUAUUCUUUUGAGGCAAAAGGAAUGUGAAGACCUGCUGGGAAGUAGUGAUGAUACAAGGAAGGUGGAUAAUAGAAUUGUCCAACAAGGGAAAGUGUUAAGCACAGAACAACAACAAUGGUUAGAUUUGACCUUUGAUGUCAGAGAGAUAAAGCAGGCCAUUUUUUCCAUCACUAAUGAGAAGGCUCCAGGAAUUGAUGGUUACUCCAAUUUCUUCUUCAAGAAAAGCUGGGAUAUUAUAGGCCAGGAGGUAAUAACAGCUAUACAAGAUUUCUUCAGGACUGGGAGAAUGUUACAGGAAUUAAAUGUGACAGCCAUCACUUUAAUUCCUAAAAUCAAAUGUCCUGCUGGAGUUGGGGACUACAAGCUCAUUGCCUGCUGCUCAGUGAUUUACAAAGCCAUCCCAAAAUUGAUUUGUUCCAGGCUUAGCUCCAUCUUGCCAGAGUUGAUUUCACCCAAUCAAGGUGCAUUUAUAAAAGGGAGAAGUAUUAUGAGCAAUAUCCUGUUAUGUCAGGACCUUGUUAAGAGAUUCAAUAAAAGGCAGAAUCAAGAGAGAGGGAUUAUGAUGAAGAUAGACCUCAGGAAGGCCUAUGACUCAGUAGAAUGGAAAUUCAUAGAAGAGUUAAUUCAGGCUCUUCAUUUUCCCCCUCAUUUCAUCAGAUGCAUUAUGAGCUAUAUUAGAACACCCAAGUUUACAUUGCUGAUUAAAGGGAGUACUGAAGGGUUCUUUUCUGCAAAAAAGGGAUUAAGGCAAGGGGACCCAAUGUCCCCAUUGCUGUUUGUGAUUUAUGACUUACUCAUGUUCUGCAAAGGGGAAGCUCACUCAGCUUACCUAUUGUUACAAGGUCUGAAACUCUUCUCUGAAACAUCAGGGCUACAGGCCAAUAAUGCCAAAUCAGCUCUUUACUGCAGUGGCAUUAAUGAAGAUGAAGCAAAUAGAAUUCAGCAGCAUUUUCUCUGGAGUGGUAAGGCUGUGGGAGUCAAGAGUGGCUACAUUAACUGGGAUCAGGUGUGCUCACCUAAGAAAAUGGGAGGAUUGGGGUUGAGGAAUGUUACAAAGUGGAACCUAGCUGCAGUGGGGAAGCUUGUGUGGCAUAUUGGCAAAAAGAAAGAAGACUUAUGGGUUAAAUGGAUUCAUUCCAUUUAUAUUAAGGAGCAAUGUUGGUGGAGUUUCAGUGCUCCUCCAAAUGCAAGCUCGACAGUAAAGCAAUUGUGCAAAGUAAAAGAUGCUUUAAGUGGUGUGAAUAUGCAGAAAUGGCAGGUAGAUAACAAAUAUUCUAUAGCAACAGUGUUCCACACUAUCACUCAUCAGGGGGAAGCUGUGAACUGGGACAUGGUGUUUGGCACAGGAUGGCUCUCCCUAAACACAGAAUAA